GCGGACACGUGGUCGGACGAGCUCGAGUGGGGGGAGUGGCCGACGCGCGGGGGGAGCGACGCGGAGGACGCGACGUCAUCGCGCGACCGCGACCGCGGCGACGGCGACGGCGCGGACGACGACGGAUGGUGGCGCGAGUCGUCGAGUAGGUCGUCGUUCGCGGACGACCCGUUCGCGCCGCCGACGCCGCCGUCCUCGCUCUUCUCCGGCGACGCCCUCCCCGCCGCGGUCGGCGCCGUCGUCUCCUUCGUCCUGACUAUCAUCGCGUCCGUCUCCGACGCCACCGCGCGCGUCCUCGCGCGGACCACCCCGCGAGGCGUCCCGAUGGCGACGCUACGAACGUUGUCGUAUCUGCUGUGGGGGUUCCUCUUCUUCGCGUUGUUCCAACGCGUCGUCGGCGUCGUCGUCCUCGUCGGCGGGCUCGCGCUGCUCGCGGUCGCGGUCGCGCGCGGCGAGGGGAUGGGGAUGGGACCAACGGGCGCCGGCGUCGGGGAUUGGGACCCGCGCGACGGCGGCGACAGAGGGACCGGGGACGCGUGGGGCAGCAGAGCGCGCAACUUUGACGCGUUCAGGGACGCCGACGCGAGACGUCGGCGGCGGCGGCGACGCGAGGAUCUCUUCGGAGCGGCGGCGGCGGCGGGCGGGGAGAUGCGGGAGUUUUGGAACGCGUCGCCGUUCGAGUCGAAAACCCCUUUCGAGUUUGAACCCGACGAUUCGGGACGGGGAGGCGCGCGAUACGGCGACGACGACGGCGCGGGCGGCGCGCGGCGCGCGCGAGGAGAUCCGUACGGCGAAUAUCCACCCGCGGCGGCGGCGAAGUCGGCGGUGGACGCGGUGCGACGCGCGGCGGCGGCGGCGCCCCCCGCCGCGGCCGCCGCCGUCGAUGACAUGGGCGACGACGAUGUCGAGGUCGAGGUAGACGCGCCCGCCGUCGCGUUCCAGGGCGCGGGCGGCGCGUCCGAGGCUGGGUUCUCGUUCACGGGGGUGGAGGAGGAGGACGACGACGAAGUCCUUAAGGAACGGCGUUCACCACGCGAACGCGGUCGUAUGGGAACCAGUCACGACGACGACGACGACGACGACGCGCGCGUCGUCGACGUGGAAGCGCGCGCGGUGCCGUUCAACGAAUGGAUGAACGGCGGCGCGAGCGCCGCCGCCGCCGCCUCCGAGAGCCCCUCGAGCGCCUCCUCCCCGUCAGGACCUUCGCCUCCUCUCGCGGAAGAGCGAAGAGACGCGUUCAGCCGCGGCGAAGGCGCGCGGUCGGCGGCGGCGGCGUCGGCGGCGGCGUCGUCGGCGUCGUCGCGGUGGACCGCGGCGAGGAGUUACCGAGGCCAGGGCGCGGGACGGUCGGAGCGGUGGACGUCCGCGCCGCCGCCGCGGUCGGACGCGGGUCCCGACGGUCCGUCGUCGUUCGCCGGCGGGUACGAGGACGCCGCGGGCGCGGGCGACUGGACGAACGAGUUUCGCGGUUUCGGCGGUUUCGGCGGUUUCGUCGACGGCGGCGACGGCGCCGGUCCGGACGGACGAACCGCGCGCAACCGAUGGCGCGAGUUCAUGACCGGGCGAUUCUACGGCGCGUAUCAGGAGGACUUGGUCCGAAGCACGCGCGCGACGGUAAAUAACGUCGGGGACCCGGCGUUCGGAGGCGAAGCGCGAGAGCCGGAGCGGGGCGGGGCGGCGGCGGCGACGGGCGAGAGGAGGGACGCCGACGCCGCGAACGACGACGACGCCGGCGUCGACGUCGACGCCGCCGCGGGCACGGACGCACGGUGA
Messenger RNA from Micromonas pusilla CCMP1545, 1773 nucleotides. RefSeq lists its product as uncharacterized. Bases 325 to 1773 code for a protein of 482 amino acids. The transcript is spliced from 2 exons. The record is from RefSeq and is a predicted model, not a curated record. NCBI's taxonomy places the organism in Eukaryota, Viridiplantae, Chlorophyta, Mamiellophyceae, Mamiellales, Mamiellaceae.